AUGGCGGCUGCACCUACUUACUCACGAGGCUUAUCCAAGCUCUGGGCCAAUUCAGCCCGACCGUUCACGCGACCUGGUCCAUCCAACUCGUAUCUACGCGUCUCCUGUGCAUGUUUCACCAAUAAUCACCAUCAAACACUUCGCAACGGCUUUUCUGAACUUACCGCCCGGUUCAAGCAGGCUCGAACAUACGCGACAACCGCUGCCAAACCCGCCCGCAAAUCCAGAGCAGCCUCCAGAAGCACUACAGGAACCAAAAGGGCAGGCCCCAAGAAACCUGCGGCCAAGAAGCAGGGAGUGAGGAAAUCAAAGAAGAAGGUUGCGACGAAGCCUAAAGCAAAGAAGCCCAGAGUCAAGAAAGCCCCAACCAAGACUGCUGUAGCCCAGAAAGCCCGAGCUGCUCGUGUGGAAUUGCGGAAUGCAGCACUCCUCGACAAACCCAAGCAGCUCCCCGCAACUGCGUACACAUUGCUCCUUGUAGCCGAGAGCAAAGGAUCCCAUGGCAGUAUAGCCGCCAGUGCUAACAGCGUUUCUACCAAGUAUCGGAAUCUAUCGCCAGAAGAGCGCGAACGUCUCAAUCACGAAGCGAACGCCAAUGCACAGAAAAAUGCGCAAGCAUACAAGAAAUGGGUUCAAAGCCAUACACCUCUUGAAAUCAAAAAGGCGAACAAUGCUCGCAAACAGCUCACCGCACAAGCAAAAGCCGCAGGCCAUAAGACCACUUACAGACAAAUCCAAGACGAUCGAUCUGUCAAACAACCUCGCAAUGCAUACUCAUACUUCUUCGGCGACCGUUACGCUUCUGGAGAUCUUCAAGGCCUUUCUGUCGGCGAAAGUGCCAAGCUGAUUGGCAAAGAAUGGGCUCAGCUUUCUGACAAUGCGAAGAAGCCAUAUAACAAUAAAGCCGCCGCCGACCGCGAACGAUACCUGGAAGAGCACAAGUCCGUUUAUGGCGUGGACUCUCCUGCCAUCAAGAAACCUGCGAAAGCAACAUAG
Messenger RNA from Exophiala aquamarina CBS 119918, 996 nucleotides. RefSeq lists its product as uncharacterized. The record is from RefSeq and is a predicted model, not a curated record. Lineage: Eukaryota; Fungi; Ascomycota; Eurotiomycetes; Chaetothyriales; Herpotrichiellaceae. The transcript has 3 exons. Bases 1 to 996 code for a protein of 331 amino acids.